AUGUCGCGGGCAGAAGCAACAGCAGCGCCUGCUGCUGCUGCUGCUGCUGCUGCUGCAGCAGAAGCAACAGAAGCAGCAGCAGCAGCAGCUGAUGCCGGCUCGAAGCGGCGGAGCCCCCUAGACAGCUCCGCGCCCCCCGCGGAGCUCCCCGAAGACCCCGCCCCCAGCACCGCCAACCCCAGCAGCAGCAGCAGCAGCAGCAGCAGCAGCAGCAGCAGCAGCAACAGCAGCAGCAGCAGCAGCAGCAGCAGCAGCAGCACGGCGAAGCGCGUGCGGCGCACUUGCCCCUAUUUAGGCACCAUCAACAAACACAUGUUGGACUUCGACUUUGAAAAAGUCUGCAGCAUUUGCCUUUCCAACCAGCACGUCUACGCCUGUUUGGUUUGUGGCCGAUACUUCCAAGGCCGGGGGAAGUCCACCUUCGCGUUCAUGCAUGCGCUGGAGCAGCGCCACUUCGUUUAUGUCAAUUUGACAACUUGCAAAGUUUAUUGUCUUCCGGACAAUUACGAAGUCCAGGACUAUUCUCUGCAAGACAUCAUUUACAACUUAAACCCCACUUAUACCCCCCAAGACGUCGCUCGGCUGUCUGCGGAGGUCUUCUACGGCAAGUCUUUAGACGGCGCGGACUUUUUGCCGGGCUGCGUGGGGCUGAACAACUUGAGCAAAACGGACUUCUUUGCAGUUAUAAUUCAAAGCCUCUGCACUAUUAUUCCUCUUCGCAACUAUUUGCUCUUGCUGGACUUGUCUGAAAAGCAAAAAUACAAUUCUGUCUUGAAGACUUUGUCGGAGUUAAUGCGAAAGAUUUUUAACAGAAGAAACUUCAAGGGAAUUGUUUCUCCCCACGAGUUUCUGCAGGCUGUUGGCGUGGAAAGCAAGAAGAAGUUUCGCAUUGGGGAACAGUCGGACCCGCUGGCUCUCUUUGCCUGGCUCUUGAAUGUGCUGCAUAGAGACCAAAGGGACAAAAAAACUGGGGGGUCUAUUAUUCACGAUUGCUUCCAAGGGGAAGUUCUUGUCACCGACGCUCAAAGUGAAGAGGGCAAGAAAACGCCUUUUUUGUAUUUGACCCUCGACUUGCCGCCAGCGCCGAUUUUCAAGGACUCUCUUGACCGCAACAUGAUCCCCACAGUUCCUAUUUUCGACUUGUUGCAGAAAUUCGACGGCGAGACGGACAGUGGCCCCACGCCCCUGCAGCGCAAGAAGUGCAGUCUUUACAAACUGCCGCGCUAUUUGGUUCUCGCGGUGAAGAGGUUUUCCAAAAAUAAUUUCUUUGUCGAAAAGAAUCCAACAAUUGUGACAUUUCCCGUCAAGAACCUUGACCUGAGGGAAUAUGUCCACCCAGAUGCACUGGAAGACAAUCCUGUAACCCGCUAUAAUUUGGUUGCAAAUAUUUGCCACCAGGGAAAGCCCCACGACGGGUUUUAUAAAGCACAAGUGCUGCAUGCACCAACAAACGAAUGGCACGAAAUGGAAGAUCUGCGGGUGACUCCGGUGUUGCCUCAGUUUGUGGCGCUAUCAGAGGCGUACAUCCAGUUUUACCAAAGACAAGACAUUAUGACUGACGGCUCCCUCGAUGAAGCUUUGCAGCAAAAGUGUCUUCAAGAAAUGAAAAAAGUCAAAACUCAGGCGGAGCCCGAAGACGAAAUUGAAGACAUUUUCGCUGUUUGA
Eimeria necatrix is the source of this 1665-nucleotide messenger RNA. Its product is annotated as ubiquitin carboxyl-terminal hydrolase, putative. Gene Ontology annotation, biological process: protein deubiquitination; mRNA processing; spliceosomal complex assembly. The transcript has 12 exons. Gene Ontology annotation, molecular function: cysteine-type deubiquitinase activity; zinc ion binding. Lineage: Eukaryota; Apicomplexa; Conoidasida; Eucoccidiorida; Eimeriidae. The coding region runs from base 1 to 1665 and encodes 554 amino acids. The record is from RefSeq and is a predicted model, not a curated record.